Messenger RNA from Fraxinus pennsylvanica, 381 nucleotides. The record is from the annotation of a GenBank genome assembly. Lineage: Eukaryota; Viridiplantae; Streptophyta; Magnoliopsida; Lamiales; Oleaceae.
AUGCCCGUGUAUGGUACUCUUAUUUUCUUAAUUCACAUUUGUAAGUGGAAGCAGGUCAUCAUAUUAGCGAUGCCUCUUGACAGCGUAAUAACAUCACCUCAUAGGAGGUCGCAGACACAGACUGUUUUCUCUCCACCAUCAUUGAAAAGACAGCACUCUUCACGGGAAGACGAAUUAGGAAGCUGUUCAACUCUUCUUCAGCGACACCGAUUCCUUCUAACUGCUCUUGCACUCCUAGCAUUUCUCUGCACUAUAUAUCUGUACUUUGCUGUCACUCUGGGGGCGGCUCGUGAUUCAUGCGCUGAAAUGUCCGGGGCACAAAAAGCAUCGUGUCAUUUGCAGCAAGUAAAAGCGGCUGUGGCAAAGGAAAGGAAAUUGUAA